Messenger RNA from Python bivittatus (Burmese python), 781 nucleotides. RefSeq names its product transmembrane protein 258 (gene TMEM258). The record is from RefSeq and is a predicted model, not a curated record. NCBI's taxonomy places the organism in Eukaryota, Metazoa, Chordata, Lepidosauria, Squamata, Pythonidae. Gene Ontology annotation, cellular component: oligosaccharyltransferase complex.
AUAGAUGCGCUCCGGAGGCGGAAGGGCGGAGCGAGGAUGGUAGGAAGGAACGGACGUGUCCUUCCGUCACGGGAAUCGCCAGCACAGCCAUGGAGCUUGAGACAAUGAGCAGAUACACUAGUCCGGUGAAUCCGGCUGUGUUUCCACAUCUCACUGUGGUGCUCCUGGCCAUUGGCAUGUUCUUCACAGCUUGGUUCUUUGUCUAUGAAGUGACAUCCACCAAGUACACCCGGGAUAUUUACAAAGAACUGCUCAUCUCUCUAGUAGCAUCACUCUUCAUGGGCUUUGGAGUACUCUUCUUAUUGCUGUGGGUUGGAAUCUAUGUGUGACAGUAAGCUAGGAAUUAUUUCAGGUUCCAGAAGCCUUCCUGCACCUCCUUUUUACUUUUUUAUUGAACAGUGUGGCUUAUCACGGUUUUGGACUAUAAUUCUAACAUGUGAGAAUUCUAAUGUCAGACCAAUAAAGCUGAAUCUGAUAAGCUCAAUGUUGUGUUAUACUCUGAGGUAUUGUUUUCUGCUAUCCAUGUAGCUCCAUUUAUUUGCCACUGGCUUGUCAACCAUUCUUGGCCUUUGGUUUGUAUAUACUCUCUGCAGGAGAAAAAGAUGCAGCUUGCUAGAAGUGGAGUGGUGUGUAGUCAAGGGGUGUGCUGUUGAAAUCAGACUUCAAUACAAAAUGCUGAGUAUGAGAAACUGAGAUGAUCAUUUCACUAUUUGUUGAGGCUUUUCUUACUCAUUGUAUAUAUUUUAGAUAUAUGAAAUAAAACAUGUAAUAUUUAGAGCAA